Molecule: messenger RNA, 1548 nt
Organism: Callorhinchus milii (elephant shark)
Lineage: Eukaryota; Metazoa; Chordata; Chondrichthyes; Chimaeriformes; Callorhinchidae
Product: H(+)/Cl(-) exchange transporter 7-like
Exons: 17
Coding region: 31-1548 (505 amino acids)
Biological process (GO): chloride transport; transmembrane transport
Cellular component (GO): intracellular membrane-bounded organelle; lysosomal membrane
Molecular function (GO): voltage-gated chloride channel activity
Source: RefSeq, a predicted model, not a curated record
GGGAGAGGUCACGGGAUCAGAGGCGGGAAGAUGGCGAAUGUGGCCAAGAGGGUGUCCUGGUCCAGCAAAGGGGACGAGCAGCGCGGCGGAGCGGGGGGGGAGUCCGUGCCGCUGCUCAACGGCUCCCCGACCAGAGCCCACACCCCGACACCGACCCCGACACAGGCGGAUCAAACCGAACCCCCCGGACAGUCGCCCCAAGCAAAUUUCUUCCUCAUCGGAAGGCUGAGCAAUGUGGAUUUGGAUGAUGAUGCUACACGAGACCCGGAUAGUGAUCCACCUAUUUGUGUUGCUAAGGAAAUUGCUCACAAUGAAAAAUUGCUUUCACUUAAAUAUGAGAGUCUUGACUAUGAUAAUAGUGAAAAUCAACUAUUUAUGGAAGAGGAGAGGAAGACGAGCAAAAUGGGCUUUGAUGUACUUGAAAUCAAUCGAUGGGUGGUAUGUUGCUUUAUUGGAAUCUUUACUGGACUCAUUGCCUGUUUCAUUGAUAUUGUUAUAGAAAUCGUUGCAGGUAUAAAGUACAAAGUCAUCAAAGAAAAUAUUGAUAAAUCCACAGAAGGAGGUGGAUUAUCUAUCUCACUGGUGCUCUGGGCAGCACUGAAUGCUGCCUUUGUGAUGUUUGGUUCUUUUAUGGUUGCAUUUAUAGAGCCUGCAGCUGCUGGCAGUGGAAUUCCCCAGAUCAAAUGCUACCUCAAUGGAGUGAAGGUGCCACAUGUGGUUCGUCUUAAAACUCUGGCGGUGAAAGUAUUUGGGGUGCUCUUCUCUGUGGUUGGUGGACUGGCAGUCGGGAAGGAAGGUCCUAUGAUCCAUUCUGGUGCGGUCAUUGCGGCUGGUAUUUCUCAAGGCAGGACCUCAACCCUAAAGAAAGAUUUCAAGAUAUUUGAGUAUUUUCGCAGGGACACCGAAAAGAGGGAUUUUGUGUCCGCAGGAGCGGCAGCUGGAGUUUCUGCUGCUUUUGGUGCCCCUGUAGGGGGUGUUCUUUUCAGCUUGGAAGAAGGAGCUUCAUUCUGGAAUCAGAUGCUCACUUGGCGUAUUUUCUUUGCUUCAAUGAUUUCAACAUUUACUUUAAACUUUGUGCUGAGUGCCUACCGUGGCAAACCUGGUGACCUGUCCAACCCAGGUCUCAUCAACUUUGGGCAGUUUCAAAGUGAGGCUAUCCAAUAUAAUUGGUAUGAAAUCCCCAUAUUUAUAUGCAUGGGUGUAAUUGGUGGUAUUCUUGGUGCAUUGUUUAAUGGGUUAAAUUACUGGCUUACGCUGUUCAGAAUAAGGUACAUUCACCAUCCUUGUUUGCAAGUGAUUGAGGCUACCUUGGUAGGAGCUGCGACUGCUACAGUUUCCUUUGUGAUGAUCUAUGCAAUGUAUACCUAUGACUGUCAGCCUAUUGCAGAAGACCCUGUUAAAUAUCCACUCCAACUGUUCUGCCCAGAUGGCGAGUACAAUGCAAUGGCCACAGCAUUCUUUAACACUCCUGAAAGCAGCGUGCGCAGUCUGUUUCACGAUCCUUCAGAUAGGAAAGCAGAUCAUUAUGAACUGCCAGAACUACUGUGA